AUGAGUGGCGCUGAGCGCCUAAUAGAUUUCCGCGAACUAGUGCCCAUGGAAUACAACAAAACCAUGGAACUGGUGAGGGUGUGUGCAAUAGAAGUACUCUGUAAAAACGUAUCAAAAGUAAUAGAAUUGACUAGUCAUAUAAGGAAUCAACAAUUGCGAGAUUUUAUGCAUAUAAAAUUAUGCAAAAGACUUUCUGAUACUACGAUAGCUGUUGUAUACGGUACAACUACUUUAUCGCAGGAGGAUACAGAGGCACUAAAAAAUGAAGGGGUUGAAAUAUUUAGCCACUUAUCACCAGAAGUUUCAAAAAACCCACCAAUGUCCAAAAAACAGUUACUAGAAUGGUCAGUUAGUUGGCCACUGAAUUUCCAUAAACCUGCAUGGGAACCAAAAAAAUUUAGUAAGGCUGAGAAAUUAAAAGUUAUAGAUUUGCUAAAUAGAGCAAUGGAAGUGGGUCUAAAUAAUGGUGACAAGGCUGCGGGUUGUAUAAUAACAUAUAAUGGCACAAUUGUCGCAGAAGGAUGGGAUAGAAGAAAUAGCUGUGUAUUAGAUCACUCAGUAAUUGUAGCAAUUCGUAGUAUUUCUGAGCGAAUUGCUGACUUUGGGAAGAAUGGUGAAUUGCCAGAGUACCUAUGCGUCGGCUGUGAUGUAUAUUUGUCUAAUGAGCCAUGCGCUAUGUGCGCGAUGGCUCUAAUCCAUUCCAGAGUAUCAAAUGUAUAUUAUGCUAAAUCUGAUACAGCUAAUGGGGCACUGGGAUCCAAUCACAGUAUACACCACUUGAAAGCCUUAAACCAUUGUUAUAGGGCAUUUGAGGGUAGAUUUAGCUGA
This is a messenger RNA of Babesia microti strain RI, 828 nucleotides long. Its product is annotated as Probable inactive tRNA-specific adenosine deaminase-like protein 3. NCBI's taxonomy places the organism in Eukaryota, Apicomplexa, Aconoidasida, Piroplasmida, Babesiidae. The record is from RefSeq and is a predicted model, not a curated record. The transcript has 4 exons. Gene Ontology annotation, cellular component: cytoplasm; nucleus. Gene Ontology annotation, molecular function: tRNA-specific adenosine-34 deaminase activity. The coding region runs from base 1 to 828 and encodes 275 amino acids.